CCCCCGCGGCGCUGCACAGUCUAGGUCUGGCACCGCCUGUUGCGGGCGCGUUCCUGUCUCCGCCGCUGCCGCCUCUGCUCUUUUUCCGCGUCUGGGCUGUCCGCCCGCAGCCAUGAGCACGCUCGGCCCCGGUGGAGCCUGCUGCCCUCUAGAUUAGCCGCCGCCGCCUCCUGAGAUCCGCCUGCAGCAUGGAGUCGCCUGCUUCGAGCCAGCCCUCCAGCAUGCCCCAGUCCAAAGGAAAACCCAAGAGGAAGAGGGAUUUACGGAUAACCUGUGUGUACAAGACCCCUGCGCUCAACCCCACACCGCCCCGGAACCUGGACUCCCGGACUUUCAUCACCAUUGGAGACCGAAACUUCGAGGUGGAGGCUGAUGACCUAGUGACCAUCUCAGAGCUGGGCCGUGGAGCUUAUGGGGUAGUAGAGAAGGUUCGACAUGCCCAGAGUGGCACAAUCAUGGCUGUGAAGCGGAUCCGGGCCACUGUGAACUCCCAGGAACAGAAGCGUCUACUCAUGGACCUGGACGUCAACAUGCGCACAGUCGACUGCUUCUACACUGUCACCUUCUACGGGGCCCUCUUUAGAGAGGGGGAUGUAUGGAUCUGCAUGGAGCUCAUGGACACAUCCCUAGACAAGUUCUACCGGAAGGUGCUGGAGAAAAACAUGACAAUUCCAGAGGACAUUCUGGGGGAAAUCGCUGUGUCUAUCGUGCGUGCCCUGGAGCACCUGCACAGCAAGCUGUCUGUGAUCCACAGAGAUGUGAAGCCAUCCAACGUGCUGAUCAACAGGGAGGGCCACGUGAAGAUGUGCGACUUUGGCAUCAGCGGCUACCUGGUGGACUCUGUGGCUAAGACGAUGGAUGCUGGCUGCAAGCCCUACAUGGCUCCAGAAAGAAUCAACCCAGAGCUGAACCAGAAGGGCUACAACGUCAAGUCUGAUGUCUGGAGUCUCGGCAUCACCAUGAUUGAGAUGGCUAUUCUACGGUUUCCUUACGAGUCCUGGGGGACCCCGUUCCAGCAGCUGAAGCAGGUGGUGGAGGAACCAUCCCCUCAGCUCCCAGCAGACCGUUUCUCCCCCGAGUUUGUGGACUUCACUGCCCAGUGCCUAAGAAAGAACCCUGCAGAGCGCAUGAAUUACCUGGAGCUGAUGGAGCACCCUUUCUUUACUUUGCACAAAACCAAGAAGACGGACAUUGCUGCCUUUGUGAAGGAGAUCCUGGGAGAGGACUCAUAGGGGGCUGGUUUGGAACCCUACUUUGGCCCUCCAGAACCCCAAAGCUCUCUCUGUUGGGGCAGUGCAUGCCCACAGUCAUAAGCUACUGCCAUCCUGGCCCUGGGUGUUCCGGGAGGAAUUGAGGGGGCUCCUCUCACUUGGCUCUGCAACUAGCCAUUUGCCCCAAGUGCCAAAGAACCAGACCUUCAGGAGCUCCUGGCUGGGCCCGUGUGGGACUCAUUAGUGCCUCUGACCCCACUGCUCCAAGGACCUUCAGUCUCUACCCCAGACCCUGGAUUUGGAGAGACCUGGAUGCUUCUGCCGGAUGCUGCUUCCUCUUGCAGAGAAGCAGCCAGUGCCCAAGUGGUCAAGGUCGCUGCCUCAGCCCAGCUCGGAUGUCACCAAGUUGUAUAUUUUUUAUAUCUCAACUCAAUGGACUUUGCACAUUCUGGACUAGGGUGGCCACACCUUUAUCCUGGCCUCAGUGUGGAGGACACAGUAAGGGGAUGAGCAGUGUGAAUCCCUGCAAGACUCCCACAAGGGAGAUGCCUUGAGCCUCUGAGGCCUUCAUCUUAGCACGGCAGACAGGACCUCCAAGGGGUGCACCAGUCACCUCUAAGGGUGUCUGCUCACCUUUUUUUUUUUUUUUUAAUUUAUCCUCUGUUGACUUUUUCUUUUGCUUUCUAGGGUUGGCUGUUUUUUUCUUGCAUGGUUUGGAGCCCAUCACUUUUCUUCCACUUCCUGGGAUACCAGCAGGGGGAGACCUAUCCCUCUGCCCAAACUGGCUUCCAGAGGCCGACCUCAGGUCUCUGCUCAGAGUGUGACUGGGAGCUGUUCCCUCACUCUUUUGAGAGUGACCAGCUUCAUGGGGGAUGUGGAUUUGCUUUGGUGUUAUUUUUUAAAAAAAAUUGUUUGUAGACAGGCCUGCCAAUCUUGGUCUUUUUCCCAGUGGGACAGAUACCUUGUUGCUGUUUUAAUUAAAAAAAAAAAAAAGUGGGACAAA
Cavia porcellus (domestic guinea pig) is the source of this 2214-nucleotide messenger RNA. RefSeq names its product mitogen-activated protein kinase kinase 3 (gene Map2k3). The transcript has 12 exons. The coding region runs from base 189 to 1232 and encodes 347 amino acids. Lineage: Eukaryota; Metazoa; Chordata; Mammalia; Rodentia; Caviidae. Gene Ontology annotation, molecular function: ATP binding; MAP kinase kinase activity. Gene Ontology annotation, biological process: MAPK cascade; protein phosphorylation. The record is from RefSeq and is a predicted model, not a curated record.